Molecule: messenger RNA, 675 nt
Organism: Brassica oleracea var. oleracea
Lineage: Eukaryota; Viridiplantae; Streptophyta; Magnoliopsida; Brassicales; Brassicaceae
Exons: 3
Coding region: 1-675 (224 amino acids)
Source: RefSeq, a predicted model, not a curated record
AUGACUGCUUAUUGGGACACUGAGGCAGCAGUGGGAAAGAGCCGCAAGGCAUCAGCAGCUCGUUUGUCUGAACGUAAUGGUCUUGGUAUUCACAAGCAUAACUCAGGACAGAAGUCCUAUAUGCAAAUCGAACAGGAGCUGACAGUGGAGUUGGGAAGACCUGUGAGUUUUGGUGAAGUAUUCAUCAAGGCUCAUACAAGAAAAGAUGGAACCUAUGUUGAUUUCAAAGCAGAAAAAGUUGCUGAGGCUUACAAAAAGAAAAAGGAAGAGAAGUUGGCUAACCUUGAGAAGGAUAACACUGAAAUCUCAGAGGGGCUUUUGCUAGCAAUAGAAGAGGACAACGAGCUGUUUAUUCAGUCAACUUUCUGCAAUGACAGAGGAGACCUUUUUGGUAUUGGAAGCCUGAAGAAGAAGCUUAAGAGAAAACCAAAUGACCCGAUCAGCUCCUAUUAUUUCAUGCACAUGCAACAAAAGCUUGAAGAAGCUGAACUCAAGAUAAAAGAACAAGAAGCCCGUAUUGCCAAGGCUGAGGCAGACCGUGCACUGGAACAAGCUACUAACCAGGCUAAGAUGGCUGAGUUCUCCCUUAUGCACAAGUACAUGCGUUCAACUGACCAAAAAUACCUUGAUUUCAUUGCCUCUGAAGCAUCAUCUCCAGCUCCUCCUGAUCAGUAA